AAAUCGGAUUGUAUUUGUUGAGUGUUGAUCGUGUUGGAUUUUUUCAAAAUAAAUAUUUCAAUUUCAUUACUUUUUUGAAAAGUAAUUCUCCUUCACGAUUUAAUUAAUAAUAAGAAAGAGAACUAAGGUUUUUUGACUACAACUAUUAUUCAUAGUUGAGACACCACAUAGCCAUGGCGUCGGCGGCGGGCACGGGUGCGGACGGCUCGGGGGACUGCGAGGGCGAGGAGCAGGAGGACUCUUCCUCAUCCAAUCACUCUGUUUGCGACCCCGCAGAGGCAUUGGAUAGCCUGCAGCUGAACGAUAAGAAAGAGGAUAUUGAAGAUGAGUUGACGGUGUUCCGGCAACAAUGGCAGCGCGAGCUGGAAUCCACCCCCUCCCCGCACAAGGAGUGCCGGCCGGCCCCGCUGGCUCAGCGGGAGCCCGUGCAGCCGCUCACUGAUGAAGAGAAGGCCAAACAACUUUUUCUAUGCGGCGUGGAAAUGGAGCGUGGUGGAAAGCUGUACGAAGCCAUUCAGCACUAUAAGCGUGCCAUCCAGAUUCUGCCCGACGUGGAGAUCCGGCUAUAUGAAAGCUCCGAGCUCAGGACGGACACUCCUACAGAAGAAUAUGAAAUCGAGGAAGUGUGCCACAGCGAGCGAGCGGAGGACAGUGAUGAUGACGAAGCAGUGGAAGGGGAAGAGCUGGUGGCCAGGCUGCAGAGGACCCUCGCCAGGAAGGGCCAUCUGUUCCAACCAGUGUAUCAGACCAAGAGCGCGCACAUGUCGUGGCUGCCGUACGAGGUGGUGCAGCUGGUGCUGCGCUGGGUGGUGGGCGCGGAGCUGGACGCGGGCUCGCUGGAGCGCCUGGCCGCGACCUGCCGCGGGUUCUACGUCGCGGCGCGGGAGCCCGAGCUGUGGCGCUGCCUGUGUGUCAAGACUUGGGGCUUGGAGUGCGGCACGCCCCGCGCCAACGGCUACGUGAACUGGCGGCACAUGUACGUGGACCGCGCGCGGCUCAACCUCAACGGCUGCUACAUCAGCAAGACCACGUACCUGCGCCACGGGGAGAACAGCUUCCAGGACCACUUCUACCGGCCUUGGUACCUCAUCGACUACUACCGCUAUCUGAGGUUCUUCCCCGAGGGGCUGGUGCUGAUGUGGACCACCGCCGAGGAGCCGGCUGCGUGCGUGGGCCACCUCAAGUACCGCGAGACGAAAAACAGCCUCGGCAUCAUGUCGGGCCACUACCGCCUCGUCGGGGACACGGUGGUGAUCUUCAUCAAGAAGCCGUGCAGCGAGAAGACGCCCGCCAGCAACACAAGGUUCCGCGCGCGCCGCAAGGAGGCGGCUGAGCCGCACGAGCAGGUCUUCCAGCUGGAGCUGCAAGUGCGCUCGCUGCGCGCGCAUCGCAACUGGCAGCUGGCGUGGCGCCGCUACGCCGUGUCCACGCGCCGCGAGCAGUGGAGCGCCUUCGAGCUGGCGCCCGGCAAGUUCCCGCCCUUCGCCUUCAGCCCCGUGCGCGCCUACACGGCCGAGGCCAGCGCGCCGCUGCUGCAGACCUGCGCCUAGGGCCUGGCUAGCGCACCGUGGACAUUACCGAUGUAGAACGCUGCACUCGUAAGCAAAAAUGGAGUUUUAUUUUUGAACGCUGUUUAAAAUUAGCAUAUAAGGGUUGUUACACACAAAACUAUGGCUUUUAUUUUUUUAUGGGAAACUAUUACAUUACAGACGUGCCGUUUUGGGUUUAUCGGUCGUCUUUUUGUAUUAUAUUUAUGAAUGUUAAUAUUUAAGUCUAGUCUGUGAAAUUAAAUGUAAUAUAAAAACAAAUGUAGAAACUUUGACAAAGUGACUUAUCAUUGUAAUAAAAAAAAAUGUUAGUAUGCUAAUUUAUCAACUGUUUUAUUGUUAUUCUUAAAAAAAACUGUCUAAAAAUAUAAUGCCGAGCGAAAGGAAUCUUUUAGGGGUAAAUUCGCUUAGCGCAAAAGGUUCGUAUAUAUUCUAAUGUAUUGUAUCAAACCGUUUCUAAUGUUCCAACUUACGUUGCCUCGUGUUGUUGGGUUGUUGCUCAUAUAACAAAAUGGUUUUUGCCAUUCUUGGUGGCAGCACCGUAUUCUAGAAGUAGUUUUCCGGUGUAGCCGGAAAAAAAAUAUUCUCUUUCUGGUGCGGUUAUGGAAAAAGCGCAUAAUUAUAAUAUAAUAUACACCUAAGCGUUUAUCGUAAAAAGGUGUUUUACGUCUAGUCACCUUAAUUGCUUAAAGUUUCUUUCGCUCAGCAUUUAAACGGAUAAUAUAUACAUAUAUAUAUAUGUAUA
This is a messenger RNA of Pararge aegeria (speckled wood butterfly), 2292 nucleotides long. Its product is annotated as F-box only protein 9. The record is from RefSeq and is a predicted model, not a curated record. Bases 174 to 1550 code for a protein of 458 amino acids. Gene Ontology annotation, molecular function: protein binding. NCBI's taxonomy places the organism in Eukaryota, Metazoa, Arthropoda, Insecta, Lepidoptera, Nymphalidae. The transcript is spliced from 11 exons. Gene Ontology annotation, cellular component: SCF ubiquitin ligase complex. Gene Ontology annotation, biological process: SCF-dependent proteasomal ubiquitin-dependent protein catabolic process.